CGGCAUCUGGGGGAACACGUACCAAACCCAGUGCGACGUCUUCCUGCCCCGGCGCAGCUGCCGCAGGGCCGCCGCGUACGUGCCCAGCCAGGGGCUCGCGGUCUCCGGGUCGAGCUGGUCCUGCGCGGCGAGGAAGCGGUGCAGGUUGUACCGGUCUUCCUUCUUGCUGCUGGUCUCUGCCUGUGUGGCGUCGUUGUCUUGGUCCGUGGCAUUACUGGUGGUGCUGAUGGGGCGGCGUCUUGUGCUUGCCUGCUUGUCUUUCCCUGUGCGCUGAAUCGAGGCGUUGGAAUCUCCCCGGCGCUGCUGUUGUUGCGAGUAUGGAUGCGCGGCCGUCGAGUCCGCUGGCGUCGCCUUUGGGCGGAAAUAAGAAUCGAUGGUCCUCCGCGGCCCAGCCAUGUUGUUGUGCCCCAAUCUUGGUGUUGUUGUUAUUGUCGUUGGUCUCUUGCCGCCGAGCGCCAAUAGCGCAACCGACAACGACGACCGGGAAAUAGAGCUCCCUUCUUCCCUACAACCGCCGAUGGGGCGUGAGACCGGCAAGAACCGCAGCAGAAACGACAGAAUGCUCCCCGAACUCUGCGCACGCAGCAUCGCCUACCGUCGCGGGAGGGGAUGACGGAGACGUUCAAUCCCCCGCCUUCUGGGUGGUUACAGGGGAUAUCACAGUUCUUUUGAGGCUGCGGAAUAACAAUUCUCUGGCCUGUCAGCAAUCCCCAGGUUGUCCUGUAAUUCCCUUGCUCCCCCGGGCGCCAGCUUUGCCAGGGCCGUUUUUUUUGUGUGUUGAAGAUGCAGGCCUGCGAGAUACUGGAGACGAACAACAAAGCAACAAUCUUUGACUGGCUGGCC
Molecule: messenger RNA, 843 nt
Organism: Microdochium trichocladiopsis
Lineage: Eukaryota; Fungi; Ascomycota; Sordariomycetes; Xylariales; Microdochiaceae
Exons: 1
Coding region: 374-613 (79 amino acids)
Source: RefSeq, a predicted model, not a curated record